AUGGCCUCCGCCAAUCCCCCCUCCGACCUCGACAAGCCCCGUCACAUCCGCUACUGGCAACGCUGUCACCGCUCCCUCCUCCCCAUCUACUACACGCCCCAAGACUCCAUCCGCCUCACCCUAACCUUCUUCAUCAUCUCCGCCCUCGACCUCUUAUCCGGUCCCUCCUCCACUUCCUCUUCCCCUAGCACCAACCCCCCCCUCCUCACCCCCGCCGACCGCAAAUCCAUCCGCUCCUUCGUCCUCUCCCUCCGCCACCCCGCCGGCGGCUUCGUCGGCUCCCCAAACCACCUCCUCCCCAGUCCCUUUUAUCUCGGUCUCAAAGGCGGAGGAUUAGGACAACAAUUCGGAGGCGGCAGCAGUACUACUCCCCAUCGCCAUCAUCAUCACAAUCGUCACCACCCGCACGCCCACGACGCAAAUCUAGCAGCGACAUCCUUCGCUCUUCUCCUCCUCGCCCUCGCCGCUGAAGACGACGAAUCAGCGCGCACUGCCUUCGCCCACGUGGAUCGCAAGGCUACCUUGCGCUGGCUCAGGAGGCUGCAGCGCGACGACGGGAGCUUCGGGGAGGUGGUGGAUUCCGAGGGGAGGGUCCAGGGCGGGAGGGAUAUGCGGUGUUGUUACCUCGCGGCGAGCAUAAGGUGGUGUUUGAGGGGGGACGUAGAGGAGGGCGAUGAGGAGUGGGUGGAGGAUAUUGAUGUUGAGGGGCUUAUUCGGCAUGUGCGGCAGGCCCAGACGUACGAUGGCGGCAUGGCAGAAAGCUCCCAGCACGAAUCCCACGCCGGCUAUGCCUACUGCGGCGUCGCCGCCCUCUCCCUCCUCGAGCGCCCGCUUGCUGAGAGCUCCACCCGGCCGCGGCCCGCGCUCCACGCCGGGAUCCCCAACAUGCCCGCCCUCGUCAAGUUCCUUGCGUGUCGCCAAUUCGCCUACAUCGAGGCCCCGUCCGCUUCUUCGGACGAUGAUGAGGAAGACGACCCGGAGACGGGGAAUUACAUUGAUGGACGGCCUGGUUCCGUGCCUUGCGGUGAUGAGCUUUGCGUUGGUUAUAAUGGCCGAUGGAAUAAGAACGCGGAUACCUGCUACUGCUGGUGGGUAGGCGGCACUCUCCAGAUCCUCGGCCACCUCGACCUAGUCAACAAGCCCGCCUCCCGCCGUUUCAUCACCUCCAAAACCCAGCACAUCAUCGGCGGCUUCUCAAAGUACCCCGGCGGCCCUCCCGACGUCUACCACGCCUACCUAGGCCUAGCCGCCCUCGCCGUCCUCGACGAGUCCCCUCCCGAGGAUCGGCAGCUGAAAGAGUUUGAUGCUGAGCUUUGCGCUAGUUUGGAUACGGUGAGCAAGAUUGAGAAGGCUAGGGCGGGUCUUAUUAGGCGGUGA
Molecule: messenger RNA, 1377 nt
Organism: Scedosporium apiospermum
Lineage: Eukaryota; Fungi; Ascomycota; Sordariomycetes; Microascales; Microascaceae
Product: Prenyltransferase and squalene oxidase
Exons: 4
Coding region: 1-1377 (458 amino acids)
Biological process (GO): protein geranylgeranylation
Cellular component (GO): CAAX-protein geranylgeranyltransferase complex
Molecular function (GO): CAAX-protein geranylgeranyltransferase activity
Source: RefSeq, a predicted model, not a curated record